Messenger RNA from Caenorhabditis bovis, 882 nucleotides. The record is from the annotation of a GenBank genome assembly. NCBI's taxonomy places the organism in Eukaryota, Metazoa, Nematoda, Chromadorea, Rhabditida, Rhabditidae.
AUGAUUCGUCGAGAAAAUCGUUUACGUCGUGAGUACAUUUUUAGAAAAUCACUAGAAGAAAAGCAGCGAGGCUUAGAAGAGAAGAGAGAAAAAAUUCGCGAGGCUUUAGAAAAUAAUACAAAAAUUGACUAUAAUCACAGAAAAGAUGCCAUUGAACUAGCAAAAGGAGCUGAUUGGGGAGGACAGGUAUACGGAAUCGAUGACGAAUAUCGCUGGGCCGGCGCUCAAGAUCCAAAAAUUGUUAUUACAACAAGCCGUGAUCCCUCUAGUAGGCUGAAAAUGUUCUCAAAGGAAAUGCGAUUGGUUUUCCCAAAUAGUCAAAGAAUCAACAGAGGUCAUUAUGAUGUUAAGCAGUUAGUUCAAGCAUGUCGUGCACAAGAUACCACAGAUUUGAUAGUUUUGACAGAAACUCGUGGAAAUCCCGACGGAAUGAUUGUUUGCCAUCUUUCUUUUGGCCCGACGGCAUUCUUUUCCUUGACGAAUGUUGUAAUGCGUCACGAUAUUCCGAAUUGUGGAACGAUGAGCGAACAGUAUCCGCAUUUAAUUUUUAAUAAACUCGACAGCAAACUUGGGAAACGGUUCACGACGAUUUUGAAACAUUUGUUUCCUGUGCCGAAACCUGAUUCGCAUAGGGUCAUGACGUUUUCCAACACCAAUGACUAUAUUUCAUUUAGACAUCACGUUUAUAAGACGGACGCUAGUGGGGAGAUCGAAUUAUCCGAAGUCGGUCCUAGAUUUGAAUUGAAACCGUACCAAAUCAAACUGGGCACAUUGGAGAAUUUGGCGGCGGCUGAAGACGAAUGGGUGCUCCGCUCGUACACGAACACAGCUCGCAAGCGGAAUUACUUGAGCAUUGCGCAAGACGAUGAAGCCGAUGAAUAA